Molecule: messenger RNA, 399 nt
Organism: Racocetra persica
Lineage: Eukaryota; Fungi; Glomeromycota; Glomeromycetes; Diversisporales; Gigasporaceae
Source: the annotation of a GenBank genome assembly
AUGUUGAAAAUUUUAAUCAUUUUAUUUUUCCUCAUUCAUGUCGUCGCUUCAACUUCGUUAAAUCCCCCUGACAAUAUCUCUCAAUCCAUCGACUUCUAUCGUGACAAUGAUGUCAUCUAUAAUAACGAUGUCAAAGCAGAACAAAUGGGUGAAUCUGAUAUCGAUGAUGUCGAUGAAGUCUAUCGUGACAAUGAUGUCAUCUAUAAUAACGAUGUCAAAGCAGAACAAAUGAGAAUGGGAAGAUUUAGAUGGUAUUGCAACAGGUGCAUGAGAUCUGGAAGAGGUUAUCGGUGUAAUCGAUGCCGUCGAAGUGGUGGUCGAGGAGGCGGUGGUCGAAGAGGCGGUGGUCGAAGAGGCGGUGGUCGAAGAGGCGGUGGUCGAAGAGGCGGUCGUGAAUGA